This is a messenger RNA of Lingula anatina, 1301 nucleotides long. RefSeq lists its product as uncharacterized. Gene Ontology annotation, biological process: transmembrane transport. Gene Ontology annotation, molecular function: transmembrane transporter activity. The record is from RefSeq and is a predicted model, not a curated record. Lineage: Eukaryota; Metazoa; Brachiopoda; Lingulata; Lingulida; Lingulidae. Gene Ontology annotation, cellular component: membrane.
UUCCAGCUAUGCGAACCAGGAAAACGUUUUUACGAGACUUAGUUACGGGAAUUACACUGGUCCAUGUUAAGAUACAAGCUUUUAAAUCAAGAGCUGUUUUUUGGUCGGCCUUAGAGUUCUGAAACCUUCGCAGUCCACGGCCAACUGUUGACAAGGAGGUGAUGAAUUAACCUGUAAAUUAACAGAGUUCGCGGCGGAGGAAAGAUGAAACCAUGAUGUUUGCUUUGAGGCAAAGACCAUCCUAACGUAUUUCAUCGCCGUUGUAGAGAAAUCAGAAUGGACCAGUCGUCAGAUGUUGACAUGAACGUCCAAUCGACGGAUACACAAGAUGAAAAAGAGCCUCUGCUUCGCAACGCAAAUAAUCGUGGCGGAGCGUUCGCAGUCAUCAUUAUCUUGGUUCUAACUUUCUUUCAAUAUGUGGCCUAUUUCAGCGUCGUUAAAAACAUGGUCGGAUACUGGCAUGAGCAUUUAAAGUCAACUAUGGAUAAUGCGUGGCUCGAGAGAAUGCUGCUUGUUGGUAUUGGUCAGUGCGCUGCGCUCUUCGGAGGAAUUAUCGCUGAUGUCUUGCUGGGGAAACGCAAAACACUGGGGGUGGGAUUUACCUUCUAUUUACUUGGCGCCAUGAUGUUGGAGAUAUCUACAGUGGAUUCACAGAAUACCAGCAAGAAGUCGCUAGCGACGGCCUCCGUGGCGUUUGUCGUGUUGGCGGAGGCGUGUGUGUCACCCACACUGGCAAUUUUGGGAGCAACGCAGCUGACUGUGAACGAGUACAACUGUGAACUAGUGAUGCUUAUGUUCUACUUGUUACGUAACUGUGGCGCCCUUCUUGUGAACUACCUGGUGACGUUUGUCUUUGGGCCUGCGGGGGAUGGACAGUUUUGGCCCGCUCUUGCAGCCACUUUGGCCGCUCUGCUGUUAUAUUUGGUUGGACUGAGACGCUAUAAAAUAGAAAAGAAAAUAGAAGGGUUAACCACAUGUGGAGAGGUUUGGAUAUUGAUAAAAAGUUGGCGGCGGUCAUCCAAGGACCGCCAAAGACAUGUGACAGGCCAGAGACGGCGUAGAAGAGAGGGCGCUGCCAGUAGUUUUAAACGACUGGUCACUUUAAUUCUUGUGAACUCCUCCGUUUUCUCCUUUAGUAUUAUCUAUUCACAGGUAUAAAAAUAUUAAUUGCAGUUACAUUUUAAGCGUUCUGACACAUUCAGGUCCUACCAGUUGCACUUUAUCCUUCGCUUUUAAUCAACUUCAUGUCUUGUAGUCAUAUUUCAUAAAGUUUUUCAAUACUAGAUCCUGUACAUAUAAUA